This is a messenger RNA of Acanthaster planci (crown-of-thorns starfish), 1313 nucleotides long. It is a transcript of the gene rwdd1, whose product is annotated as RWD domain containing 1. The record is from RefSeq and is a predicted model, not a curated record. Gene Ontology annotation, molecular function: protein binding. Lineage: Eukaryota; Metazoa; Echinodermata; Asteroidea; Valvatida; Acanthasteridae.
ACUGUACAUGCCGGCCCUAUGCGCCACUCAGUAUGCGCUUCGCUGUCUGGGAAGUUGGUGAAAAUCGUCUUUUUCCUUAUUUCAUCCUCUGAGUUUAGCAAGAAACGUCCAUGACUGACUACCAGGAAGAACAAACAAAUGAGAUCGCUGCUUUGGAAUCGAUUUAUCCUGAGGAAUUCACAGUGCUGUCGGAUGAUCCACAUUGCUUCCGCAUCACCGUGCGUUCAGAGGAUACUGGAAAUGAGGACGAUGAAACCUAUAGCGCAACCCUCCAGUUUACCUACACACCAACCUACCCGGACGAGCCCCCUCUAUACGAGGUGACAGAAGAUGGGAACGUGGAUGAAGAUGAUCGAUCCAAAAUCACAGAAACACUUCAGCAACAGAUCGAGGAGAAUCUCGGCAUGGCCAUGGUGUUCACGCUAGUCUCGGCCACCCAGGAGUACCUAAACAACAAAGUUGAUGAGGAGAGAAAGGCCGAGAUGGAGGAGAAGAGACGGCGAGAGGAAGAAGCAGAUCGGUUGAAAGAAGAAGAGGAGCAGAGAUUGAAAGGCACGCUGGUGACAAUAGAGUCCUUCCUGGCAUGGAAGGAGAACUUUGACCAGGAAAGGUUGACAGAGAAGAAGAAAAAAAUGACAGAGCAGCCAAAGAAGCUGACAGGAAAGGAGCUCUUUGAAAAGGACCAUAAUUUGUACGACUCCGACAUGGCCUUGCUGGAUGAAAAUGACAGGGUUGAGGUCGAUGAAUCACUCUUCCAAGAGAUGGAUGACCUAGAUCUUGAACUUGAAGAUGAGGACUAGGCAAUCAUUGGAGUAAGAUACCUCAAACAUCAUGUGAGAAACAGUCGAGGCAGUAGUCUUCUCAUCAGCUUUCUUUGCGGGCUCCACAGAACAUUUUGUCUUUAAAAUAAAAAAGCACAGUGGCAAAUGCUGAUGCGAGGCUUACUGUACAAGCGCCCUAGACCAGUUUAGCCACUCAUUGUGCUCAAAACUCCCUGAGAUUUUGCAUGCGGGCUCCGUGCCGACGUUUCCGUCACUGGUGACAAAAAACAGGAACGCCACUGCAGUUGCGUGUUAGGCACGCUGGCAGACCACGGGUGGAUGCGUUUUGCAUGGAUGUCACUUGCGAUGGUGCGCAUGCAGUAGGGUUGGCUCAACAGGGCAUCUUGACUGAGUGACUAACGUCCCUCAUUGAGCACAGAGCCCACAUGUGAAGUAAUACGCUGAUCUGUUGGUAAAAGCCCUGACAAAGUAUUACAGCUUGAAUCACUUGGGAAGUGAUGGAUACAAUAAACCUUUUAAGUUGCACUGACA